Rhipicephalus sanguineus (brown dog tick) is the source of this 1044-nucleotide messenger RNA. RefSeq lists its product as uncharacterized. The transcript has 2 exons. The record is from RefSeq and is a predicted model, not a curated record. Lineage: Eukaryota; Metazoa; Arthropoda; Arachnida; Ixodida; Ixodidae. Bases 649 to 1044 code for a protein of 131 amino acids.
UGCCAGCAUAACCAUCUGCAAAUCGAAUCUGCAAACAUAUAAGGCCGUUGCAUCCCGAAAGUUUCGAGGCGUGAUUGUGCGCCAGCGUGUACAAGGGACACGAAGAGCGCGGCCAGGGAAGCAGAAGGGACACGCAGGAAGCAGGCUUUCAGAGCACCGGAUGCCGAACGUUUCUCGAGUUUGCUCUUUUUUUCUCGCGCAGGGUUGGAGCGGUCGUCGAUCGGCUGGAUAGUCCAAAAGUGUUGUUGGCUUCGCGAAAGCGAAAUGUGUCGUGCGGAAGUCAUUACUGCACGUCGCAAGCGGCGGUACAGCGUCCGCAACGCGGUUUUUGUUGUCGAGGCUUCGUUGCAGUGUGACGCCUAAACGCAGUUUGGCCGAACUUGUGCUUACAUUCUCUACCUGCGUAACUCAUCGCCUGAGUACUGCCACGGACACUACUGUUGUUGCCUGAGUUAAGUGACAAUUGUCGAGCUUGGAGCAAGGCGCGCGCCAGUGAGAGACUCUAGGAGCGAGAGCGGCCCUUCCUUGUUACUGAACAAACCCGCAUCAGCAACUAUUCUUGGCCGUUGCCGACGUGGUCUUUAACUGCAGUCUGGUGAGAGUUGGGCAACUCCGUGUCACAGUCGUCGCCCUUAGGACAACACAAGCAUGCGGCGGGCGACGAAGCUUGUGGCCUGUGCUGCAGUCUGCAUCUGGGGCCUCCAGCCGUCUGCCUUGCUGUCUGCUGCGCCGACUGAUGUGGCCUACCGGGUCGAGUGGCCUCGCACAGUUCCAGAGAUCACGGUGGAGCUGCCGCCCAAUUUUCCCGAGGGGUGGCCUUUCUACACCCUGUGCGCCGUCGUCGUGCCUCUGACGCUGCUCACGGGAGGGUCGGAGACAACCCCAGGGCAGUCCAGGCCCCUGCCACCUCCUCAGUACGAUCUCGUGUCAGCCAAGCCCCGAGUUGGGUUGAGGCUCUUGCCACAACAGUCAGCACCCUUCGCUGUUAACGCUUUGACCGGCGAAGUCACGUUGACAGAUGCCUUGCAUCCAAACGGUAGGUAG